AUGACAGCGUGUGCAACUGCUGAAUCUGCUGUUGUUGCCGUUGUAUUAUUUGUUGCAGUUGCAGGACGUCCGCCUGCAAUCUGGCUAUUAAAACCGCCUGCUGCUGGCAGUUGUGGUGGUAAUUGUGAUGAUUGUGGUGUUAAUUGUGGUUAUGAAGUUGUUGCAUGGCAGCUUCCAACUGCUGAAUUUGCUGUUGUUGCCGUUGUGUUAGUUGCUGCAGUUGCAGGACGUCCAACUGCAACCUGGCUAUCAGAACCGCCUGCGGUGGCGAUACACUACAACAAAGGCGAUUGCUUUAGAUUCACUGCCCCGCGUAAAUGUGCAUUACCACGAAGUGGAUGGAUGCACUACCACAAAGGUUGA
Molecule: messenger RNA, 363 nt
Organism: Ambispora gerdemannii
Lineage: Eukaryota; Fungi; Glomeromycota; Glomeromycetes; Archaeosporales; Ambisporaceae
Source: the annotation of a GenBank genome assembly